This is a messenger RNA of Ricinus communis (castor bean), 1925 nucleotides long. Its product is annotated as transcription factor MYB61. Gene Ontology annotation, biological process: regulation of stomatal movement. The transcript has 3 exons. The record is from RefSeq and is a predicted model, not a curated record. Bases 246 to 1580 code for a protein of 444 amino acids. Lineage: Eukaryota; Viridiplantae; Streptophyta; Magnoliopsida; Malpighiales; Euphorbiaceae.
UGACUUUUCUCCUUGAGGUUUCUCCUAUUAAUAUUGAUUCCCUACCAAGCUGCCACUUCAUUUUCUCAACCUCCUUAUCAUUAUCUCUCUCUCUCUUUCUCACUCUUCCAAGAAUCCAUUUUCAAAGCCUGUGCUCUUCUGUUGCUGACACAAAAAAACUUGCCACUUUUGAAAAGUUCUCUCUUGAUCUUGCCAGCAUUGCAGCAGGUUUUUUUUUCUUCUUUUCUUUAGUUGGAUAUCCACACAUGGGUAGGCAUUCUUGCUGUUACAAACAGAAGUUAAGAAAAGGGUUGUGGUCACCUGAAGAAGAUGAGAAGUUACUCAAUUAUAUUACUAAGCAUGGACAUGGCUGUUGGAGCUCUGUCCCAAAACUAGCAGGGUUGCAAAGGUGUGGAAAAAGUUGCAGGUUAAGGUGGAUUAAUUACUUAAGGCCUGAUUUGAAGAGAGGAGCAUUUUCACAGCAAGAAGAGAACUUGAUCAUUGAACUCCAUGCAGUUCUUGGCAACAGAUGGUCUCAGAUUGCAGCACAGUUGCCAGGAAGAACUGAUAACGAGAUAAAGAAUUUAUGGAAUUCUUGUAUUAAAAAGAAGCUGAGGCAAAGAGGCAUUGACCCAAAUACUCAUAAACCUCUUUCUGAGGUUGAGAGUGAUAAGGAGAAGCAGAAUUCAAGUUGUAAGAAUAUAGAGAAAUCAUCUCUUGUGUCUAAUGAACUGAACCUGAUUGAAGCAGCAGCAGUAGCAAAUUCAAAACCAUCUACUGCUAUUUCUUCCAGUACAAAGAUGACCUCUAAUAAUGAUAGCAGCAGCAACUUGACACCAACUCCACCAACUCAAGAAUUCUUCUUGGAUAGAUUUGCUAAUGCUACUUCUCAUGAAAGCUCCACAACUACCAGUUGCAGGCCAUCUGAUUUGGUGGGGUAUUUUCCUUUCCAGAAACUGAAUUACAGGCCUAAUAUAAGUCUUUCGUCUGUCAAUCCAGAUUCUACCAUCUGCUUUAAUCCAAAUUCCUCUUCUUCUGAAAUGAUUUCCGAGUUCAAUUCCACACAAAAUAUUCUUCCAUCCAUAUCAAGCUCAAUCUUUCAAACUCCUAUUCGUGUAAAGCCUUCAGUUAGUCUUCCAUCAGAAAAUCAUUCUUGUGAUGUGAAUGGAGUUCAAAGUUGGGAAGCUAGUAGCUUCAGUAACAAUAACGGCAGUAGCAGUAAUGGAAGCACUAGUAGUAUUGAGCUUCAGAACAACAGUUCCUUCUUCGAAAACAACACUUCCUUUUCUUGGGGGCUAGCCGAUUGUGGAAAAUCCAGCCAAGAAGCUCAUCUUCGCUCGCUCGAGAAUGAUGCAGAAGAGAUCAAAUGGUCUGAAUACUUAAGUAGUACUCCAUUUUUUCUUGGAACUGCAAUACAGAACCAAACAUCUCAACCUAUGUACAGCAAUGAAGUUAAACCUGAAACACACUUCAUAACACAAGGGUCGAGCACUAGUUGGCAACAAAAUAAUAAUCAUCAUCAUCAACAAGCUUUACAGCCAUCAGAUAUCUACACAAAGGAUCUGCAAAGACUUGCAGUCGCUUUUGGACAAACUCUUUAGGUUGUGUUUAAUUAACAUGUGCAGAGCCUAAUUCAAUUAAAGUCUUCUUUUUGUUCUUUUUCAGUUUGAGGGACGGAUUGGCAAGAAAAACAAAAGAAAAAAAAAAUGUCCUCUUUCUUCUACAGGUGUGUGCUAUAGAAUUUUUCUUUUGAGUUUUGUAAAUGUGUCUGAUACAAAAACAGUUGAGCCUUUUGUUACUAAAUAUUUGUGAUUUGAGCCAAAUUAUAGACUGUUAUAUGUUAUUUUGGCCAUUAAACACUGUAGCAUUUCUGAAUAAGGCUCAUUCAGAUACGGGUUCUUUUUCUUUUCCAUUCAUAUGGUUUAAUACAAUUAUUUUCUUUUUAA